CAGGAACCUGAGGCACACAGAGUACUCACUCUUGCAACUAUAAGAAAGCCCACUUCCUCCUGCCUACACUAGGUUGCCUUGUCUGUGACAACACUAACAAGAUUCUCUUAGGUGAAUGAAUACUCGCAGUUCCACCCCACUCCAUUCAAUUUUACAAGAUACUCAACAAUCGGAGUAACCUCGAAGUAUACCUGGCCCCAGACCCGCGUCAGCCUUUCCUUUCCCCAGGCACUUUUCACCUGACCUUCCACCCUUGUCGUGUAUACAAAACAACAUCCACCAAACCAGGAUCACCAACCUCAAUCAAUAACUCACAACCAGAAAGCUGAUUCCUCUCACCAAAAAUAUGAAUCCACCCAAAACUCCUCCUCAAACAAACCCACACCCCAAAUUCCUCGCAUCAACCCCCUUCAAACCAAAAGAAUCAACCUUCUCUCCUCCAACAACUCCCGAAACCCACAGAGACAACCUUAGCGACAUCCUCAGCGACAGUGACAUCAGUAUCCUCGACCUCGGCCCAAGCAUCUCCGCCCGCAACACUUCUUGCUAUCAGGCAUCCAGCACAACCAAGGCCCUUGCCCUAGACGCCAAGCAAGCCUCUUCCCUCACCACACCGACUACCGGACAUGGAUAUCUACAGAACGACCUAACCAUGGACCAAGGCCUAAAGACUCGACCUACUGCCACAUCCCCGCCAAUGAAAGAUACAACACAGGGAGCGGAUAUCACGCCCAAGAAACUCAUGGUGAGGGUCGGGUCUGUGAGGGGUGCUUUGAGGACUUUUUCGUCGCCGCUUUUAUCUCCUUUAAGGAGUGGUACGGGUAAAGUUGGGAGGCCGGGUGUGAAUCGGGCGAAGACUUCGUUCAGGGGUGUUGGGGGCGUUUUGGAGCGUUGAGAUGGGGGUUUGUUUUUUACUUGGAUUGGAUGUUUACCGGAUGGACAGUUUGAUCUUGGGAAUGGGCGUUUGGGCGCUUGGUGAAGAUGUGAUGGGUUCUUGAUGCGUUGGUGGGUUUUUAGCUGGAUCUUUGCUACUAUUGCUCUCUUUUUCCGUGGCUUGUUUCGAUAUUAGUGGUGAUUGCCGAUAGACCGCGUCGGGUUAUUUAGGGUAUAGGCAGUUGAUGCAUAGGCGCAUUUGAACACUGUUGCCAGAGGUUGGAAUAAGAUACUGCAGUGGAUUUCUGUAGGGUAAGGCUUACCGUCAAGGCGAGGAAUUGUUCCAAGUUCCAUAUCCACUAAUUGGAUGUGCGUGCCAAAGAUUCAGCAUUGGUCGGGAAUUGCUAUAGGGUAGCUGCAGUGCAGUGUCAUCGAGUGACCGUUAACUUGUACUAUUAGUCCUAGUCUUGAUUAUUCUCGUAAAUUAAGUGUCAAAGCUGAGUUGCCUCUCAAGGAAGCGAUUCCGCCAAAACGUAUGGGUAGGGUUUAAUGCGUUUUUA
This is a messenger RNA of Aspergillus pseudotamarii, 1433 nucleotides long. RefSeq lists its product as uncharacterized. The transcript has a single exon. The record is from RefSeq and is a predicted model, not a curated record. The coding region runs from base 347 to 895 and encodes 182 amino acids. NCBI's taxonomy places the organism in Eukaryota, Fungi, Ascomycota, Eurotiomycetes, Eurotiales, Aspergillaceae.